AUGCCAGAUAUUAUAGGCUCUGGGUAUGAUAUGAUUGUUAGAACUGGAUAUAGCACAAUUGUUAGAGCUAAACAUAACAUAGUUGUUAGAACUGAACAUAGUAUGAUUGUUAAAACUAAACGUAAUAUUAUUGUUGUUGUUAGAGCUGGAUGUAGUAUAGAUAAUAGAUUUUGA
This is a messenger RNA of Cetraspora pellucida, 174 nucleotides long. Lineage: Eukaryota; Fungi; Glomeromycota; Glomeromycetes; Diversisporales; Gigasporaceae. The record is from the annotation of a GenBank genome assembly.